Lethenteron reissneri (Far Eastern brook lamprey) is the source of this 3035-nucleotide messenger RNA. RefSeq names its product protein sister of odd and bowel-like. NCBI's taxonomy places the organism in Eukaryota, Metazoa, Chordata, Hyperoartia, Petromyzontiformes, Petromyzontidae. Gene Ontology annotation, molecular function: DNA-binding transcription factor activity, RNA polymerase II-specific; RNA polymerase II transcription regulatory region sequence-specific DNA binding. The record is from RefSeq and is a predicted model, not a curated record. Gene Ontology annotation, cellular component: nucleus. Gene Ontology annotation, biological process: embryo development; regulation of transcription by RNA polymerase II.
AUGGCGACACCGCCGCUGGGCCCGCCGCUGAGGCCGGGCGGCUGCGGCGGCGGCGAGCGGCGGUGGCUCGGCGGGGCGGCCGCGGGGCCCCUCGCCUCGGCGCCUCCUGCCGCGGGGGCCGCUGGGGGUGGCCGCGCGGCCCCGGUGCCGGGGGGCCCUGCGAGCGCGUUCGGGCUGCUCAGCGCCUCCGUGUGCUGUUCCGCGUCGGUGGCGUCGGCGUCGUCGUUGAUGAUGGCCCGGUCGGGGUCGGGGUCAACGGCCCACGCGGCGCGCGCCAAGAAGGAGUUCGUGUGCAAGUUCUGCGGCCGGAGGUUCACCAAGUCCUACAACCUGCUCAUCCACGAGCGCACGCACACGGACGAGCGCCCCUACGUUUGCGAGGUGUGCCACAAGGCGUUCCGCCGCCAGGACCACCUGAGGGACCACAGGUACAUCCACUCCAAGGAGAAGCCCUUCAAGUGCCAGGAUUGCGGCAAGGGCUUCUGCCAGUCGCGCACGCUCGCCGUGCACCGAACUCUCCACCUGCAGCCCUGACAGCCCGGUGCCAGGCUAGGUGGCGCGGUGGCACGCGGAAGGGAUGAGGGUUGACGGGGCUGCGAGGCUCGACGAGUCUGGACAUCGUGGAGCCUCGUGGCUCCGAGCUGAGCAGAGCCACAAACUCCACGCCGGGUUUUCAGGUCUUAGUUGACACGUGCGGUUGGACUCAUUGAUGACUGCAGUGCAGCGACAGUGAUGAUGAUGAUGAUGAAGAAAAACCAGUGCUAUGCACCACCAGACGAGUCCCUCUGGGAAGAAGAACCAGUGCUAUGCACCUACCAGACCAGUUCUCACGGGAAAGCUACGUGAGCUGCGUGAGCUCUUGCCACCUUUAAGCUAAAACAAAAAAAAUUCCAACACGUGUCUUGGAAAGAAGAAGAGAGUAUCUCACAAGGCCGGAGGAGGGGAGAACUACUUGUAAAUGCAUCGUCUUGAGUGCUGUGGUGGUGAUGUUGUUGUUAUUGUUGAUGUUAUGAUGUGACUGACAAAAGCCCGAGACUUUAAGUGUCCGGUGAAAACCUACAGAUGUCCCAGGAGAGCUGCUAAAACAAGUGGACGAACCUGGAAUUGAACGGGACAGGUGGCAAGCCUCGGUGCACGUACCCAUCUGGUGGAUACAGUGCUGAUGAUGAACCUACUGCCAGCACAUUCCAGUUUCUUAGAGGGUCUCCGUGUGAGUCCGUGGAUUUCCGUGAGAACUAUGGGUAUCUAUGUGAGUCUCUGGACCUCUGUGUGAGCCUGUAGGUCACCGGUGCUGAUGAUAAAGCCACUCACAGCACAUUCCAGUUUCUAAGUGGGUCUCCAUGUGAAUCUCUGGGUCUCUGCGUGAAUCUCUGGGUCUCUAUGCGAGUAUAGGUUUCCAUGUUAGUCUAUGGGUAUCUAUGUGAAUCGUAACGAUUUCCUGUGUAAGCCUAGAGGUCUGUACUGCUGCUGCUGAUGAUGAUGAAGCCACCGCCAGAGUAUUUUAACGUCUCAAUUAAUCCACCUGCACGCGUUGUCAUUGAGAGACUGGAAAACCCGGACUGGAGUUUUGUAUCCUCCUCAACCUGGAGCCACGACCUGGCACUGGUGUUACAGUGGUGUGUGAGUGGGGGGCAGUGUGGAUUUGACUGUGUGAGUGCGAGGAGUGUGUGUCGGUGUGCUGAGCUAUGGUGUAGCGGUCAGCACUGCGCUACGAACCCAGCGACCCGAGUUCAAUUCCUGCUCCUGGCCAACACCAGUGACGGUCAUUUGAACCUGUCCUGGGCUUCCUCGAGGUUUACUCAGCCUCAAAUGAGUACCUGGUGCCGUGUGUGUAAAUAUCAUCAUUUGGAAGACAAAAGUGGCCGGGCGCAGUGUUGGUCACCCACCCUUCCCUCGUGUGCCAUAGGUGCUCACCAACAGCACUUGCCCCAACAGUCUGUUAAGGCUACAUGGAGGGGGGAAUAUUUGUCUUGAGUAAAUGUGCAUGAUAAUUACAGUCGAUUGUGAAAACGUCCAAAGGGGAUUAUUGAAAAGGAUAGUUGACCAAGGAAGAGAGUGCAUGGUGCUCCAACAUAAUUUGACGUAUGCUUAUUAUUUUAUAGAAGUGGGGGUGGGAGGGGUUUACUAAAUGUCACAGCAAUCGAUUUCCAUUCGUUUUUAUAGGUAAAAAAAAACAAAAAAAAUCUCACUCGCGAGUAAACAGUGGAGAAAUCCUCAACUCGCCCAGACAAUAAAAUGUGGAGGAGAAAACAAAGUGGUGAACAAAAAAUCCACCUAUAUCAUCGACAACAAUAUUCACCGAGACUUUUUGACAAAAAAUCCACCAAGAUCAUCGACAAAAAUUUUGACCAAAAUCUAUCGACGAAAAAAUUUACCGAGAUCUAUCGAAAAAAAAUUCACAGAGAUCAUCGACAAAAAAUCCACCGAGAUAAUCGACAAAAAAAUCACCAAGAUCUAUCGAUAAAAAAAAUCCACCAAGAUCAUCGACAAAAUUUUCACCAAUAUAUAUCGACAAAAAAUUAACCGAGAUCUAUCGAUAAAAAAAAUUAACCGAGAUCAUCGACAAAAAAUCCACCGAGAAAAUCGACAAAAAAAUCACCGAGAUCUAUCGACAAAAAAAUUCACCGACAUCUAUUGGCAAAAAAAAUCACCGACAUCUAUUGGCAAAAAAAAAUCCACCAAAUCACCAGCGUAGUGAAUGAGUCGUGCGCGGGCAAAGCGAACUUCUGGCGACGGUAAAGCGUCUUUUACGAUCCUGUGAGCUCCGAGUGGGUCGAGAGGAGUGAGACAACGAGUUAUUGCAGGUGCUUGUGACUAGGGCCGUGGGACAUCGAUGAUGCUGCUCAUGAUAAUGCUGAUGGUGGUGGUGGGCCAAGUGCAGUGGACUUCAACAGGGGACUUACGCACAGACACAGGACGAUUUCGUUACGGCCGCCCACUGCUUCUCUAUGUCAAUACACGGGACUUGGUCCAUUAGCGGACCUCCUGUACAAUACGUACGAUGAACACCCUGGUAAGACUUGCAAUGACUCCUA